Molecule: messenger RNA, 1488 nt
Organism: Moneuplotes crassus
Lineage: Eukaryota; Ciliophora; Spirotrichea; Euplotida; Euplotidae
Source: the annotation of a GenBank genome assembly
CCAACUUAAUAUCAAGAGCUAUAUUUUUAUUGUCUCCCAGAGUGGUGUAUCUUAGAUCUGGAGAUCUUACGAAGCAGCUCAAUAUCCCUGUGAUAAGGGUACUCAAGUGCAAGUCUUGUGAACUCAGAAUCAACAUUGAUGAGAUCAUGUCCCUCUCAUCUUCUUUCUACUGGCACAUAACUGUAUGAUAUAGCAUUUUCUAAAGAGUCUAGAGGAUCAUAUGUCACAUGGUUUUCAAUCAAGCCAGUAGUACUGACAUCAUAAGACCGAGGAUCUUCUUCUCUCAAGUUCUUAUUCAACCCAGUUGGGAGACCAAAGCUCUGCUCUUGAAGAUUCUUGUAAAAGUCGUCUUGAAGAAGCUUAUAGCCAAACUUUUCUCUUCUAAGCUUUUCUUCUUGUAAAAGAUGCUCUUUAUCCUUUGGCUUUAAUAAUUUGCUAAAUGGAGCAAAUUGAUGCACCUUUUUGUUCUUCAGAAGAGGAAUUGAGCUCCACAUGCUACCGAUGGGGCUUUCAAAAAGAUCUAGGCAUAUCAGGACUAGAAGGAGGGAUAAUGCAUAGAAUAGGAGCACUCUCUUAUGAGUGUGCUUAGGUAAUUCAAAUAUAUGAUGAUGAUAAUCUUCAAUAAAAUCUUUAUACUCAAUCGGAUCUAGAACAUUCUGAAACAUUUGUUUGUUUGUCAAGAUCCAAUAUGCAAUCGCCACGUAGAAGAAAGCUCCCCAUUUUAGAAUAAAGAUAGCAGUCUUGUUCAAAGUUUCAUCAUAAAGGGGUGGCUUUCUGUAGUGAAGGAACACCAUUACUUUCUCAAAGAUAUAGGUUAUUAUCAGGAUUACCAAUACGGUAAUUGGGACAAGAGGUAGACCAAAGCCAUAGAAUCAAGCGACCAUAGUUAUACAUAAAAUAUUAGAGUAUUUGCCCUCAAGUCCAUUCUCCAUUCCAGAGUUGAGCUCAGCAUAAUCAGAUGCUGUUCUGCUUUUAGUUGCAUAUUUCUUAUACCCUCUAAAUCUUCUAUCUAUCAAAGCAAUUAUUUUUUGCACUAUGAAUGGGCGAGUAAACUCAAUGAAAGGAGUAAGGAUCUCCAUGAACAUCGGAGUGACGAAGUACUCAGAACUUUCAUCGUACCAGUCAUCACUGAAGUCAGUGUAGAGACCAUUGAACAAGAAAGAUCCAUUGGGCUUUUGAGUGAAUCUUGCAUUGAUGAGUAAAAUUGCUAAGGCACUAUUGAAGAAUCCAAGUACAAAGACUGCAAGCUGGAUGCUGGAUACCUCAUGAGUCUUGUUUUCAUAAUAGAUCCAAGAAAUACAGUAGCAAGCGAAAGUUUCUAGAAUAACACCAGUCGUGAAGAUCAAGACUGGAACUAUGUAGCUCAUCAGCUCAAUGAACACUGAUGAUUUGAGGACAACUCAUUGUGAGAUUGCCGACCUUCAUUGAAGUGUCUUCACAGAAGACAUUGGAAAAGCCAAGGUUUCCGAUGGAGUACUUGUUCAAGGU